GAGGCACCGCGCAGCCCCCGCUGCUAUAAACGGGGCUGAGCGGGGCUGGAGCUGCAAAGGCAGAGCCCGGCCCCGGCAGGCACAGCCAUGGGGAGCCUCCGCUGCUGCCUCCUGCUCGCCCUGGCCCUGCUGGGCCCCCACCCCGCUGCCGCCGGGAAGUGUGACCUGCAGGGCCUCUGGAGGAACGAGCUGGGCUCCAACAUGACCCUCUUGGCCCUGGACAUGGACGGGACCUUCUCCGGCUCCUACCACACCGCGGUGGCAGCCACCGACAAGCAGAUCCUGGUGUCCCCUCUGCAAGGAGCCCUGCAGCCUCCCGGCACCAAGGGGCAGCAGCCCACCUUCGGCUUCACCGUGCAGUGGCAGUUUGCAGCCCCCAUUUCACCCCACGCAGACUCCACCACCGUCUUUGUGGGCCAGUGCUUCGUGGACCGCCGCGGGAAGGAGGUGCUGGAGACCGCCUGGCUCCUGCGGGAAGGGGUCCCCUCCCGCAGGGACGUCUGGAAGGCCACCAGGGUUGGCACCUCCGUCUUCACUCGCGUCAAGUGAUGGGGACCCAGCCGCCUGCACCCCAUGGUCCUGGGGCUCUCCGCUGUCCUGCUGCCCGCUGGCUCCCUCCCAGUGCCUCCCAGUGCUUCCCAGCGCCUCCCAGCGACCCUGCAGCACGAGCCAAAUAAACCCUGCUGUGCUCAGCAGACCUUU
Anas platyrhynchos (mallard) is the source of this 702-nucleotide messenger RNA. Its product is annotated as avidin. Lineage: Eukaryota; Metazoa; Chordata; Aves; Anseriformes; Anatidae. The record is from RefSeq and is a predicted model, not a curated record. Gene Ontology annotation, molecular function: biotin binding.